CUUCCAACUCCGUCUCGAUAAUUUUGUGCCCGAGCGCGGCCUCUCCUCUGUCUCCCACUCUCGUCUGGGCAGCUCGAAAACGUCGUUCUGCCUAGCUUGCGAUCCACACGUGCUUUGCGUACUCGUGGGAAGGCGUAAGUCGCGUCUCGCGAGUCCGUCCCGUUUCCUUAACCCUCGUAUCUCUCGACGUGCUCCGCUUAGCAUUUCAAACCAUCAACUCGGAUAACUCCAUGGACACCACGUCAAACCUCCGUCAAAAGCGCUCUAGCCCCGAAGAUGGCGACGAUGACCGGGACGCUCCGUCCAAACGACGGCGAACCUUGAGCCCCGAAUCCGACUCUGCUGCGCCGACUCUGGCCCCCCAGGCCGAGGAGCCCGUCUACGACGUCGUGACGCGUCCUACCGCUGGCGACUUGGGCCGGGAAGGCUUGCGAAGGUCUAUCGGUUUGGUGCUGAAGCACGUGGGGUUUGACUCCUGCACCAAGGAUGCGCUGGAGAGCUUCACCGAGUUGGUAGAUACGUACGUCACCGAAUUUGUCGACCACCUUAAGCGCACUGCGAACGCGGCGAGAAGAAACGAACCGACACCGGCAGACUUCGAGCAGAUCCUGCACCGUUACGACGUCCCGCUGUCGUCUCUUAAGCCACACCUCAAGAACCCCGUGUCGAAACCGUUGCUCGAGCCGUCCUUUUACGAUCCGGUCUCGGAGGACAUCCAGUAUUUCCAUAAACCGCGGCCGUUCCUGGGCGAGGAGCUAGAGGGGAGGGAGGAGAAAGAAGAGCGUCUGUGGAUCCCUAAGAGCUUCCCCGUCUUCCCGAGCAAGCACACGUACAAGUUCACGGUGGUGGAGCUGCCGCCGUGCAAUCCGGUAGAGAAGCGCGCACAGGCGGAGGAGGACGCGAAGAAGGGCGAGCUGGCGCUGCGGCGCAUCGACCGGGCGGCCAAGAUCAGCAAGCAGAAGGAGCUCAGGGAGAUGGCCCUGCGUAAUCCGCUUAGCCAGGGACGGUACCAGGCGUGGGAGCAGAUGAUGACGGAAUUUCUGCCGCGGAAUGGGUCCUCGACCGUAGCAGCAGAGAUAGCCGAUCACAGCCCUCUGGUCAACUUCGCCGCCAAGUUUGGCCGGCGGGAAGUGCCUCGGGUCAGCCGCCGAGCACCAGCCGUCUAAUAACCCGGCCCCGGUUGCCGACGGAGCCAGCCUAUCCAAGAGGGGCGAGGAGUGAGACGCGGCACAGCCGAAUCCCCGAUACGAUGUCGGCUGCCGGCAUCAUCUACCUACACCUUACCAUGGAGAUCGGAUGGCUAUUUUCUUUUCCUUUUUGUUAUUUAUUAUUAUUAUUUUACUUUUAGCGAGAACACCUGGGUACCUCUUGAGCCUUAGUUGUGGUCUUACGCCGCUCUUGACUCACGAGAAGGUUUACCCUAGAGCGGAGAACGAUCUAGAGAGGAAGGGUGGGAUACCGAAAGGACGAGCAGAAAGAAACCCGUCUUCCGCACCGUCGCAUCUGUCCACCAGGCUGGAGUUAGGGCGCACAUGGAUAGUAGUAGCAUUGCCUCGCCAAGAUACCCCCCAUUGAUACAAAAUGUGCUUUUUACU
Molecule: messenger RNA, 1595 nt
Organism: Durotheca rogersii
Lineage: Eukaryota; Fungi; Ascomycota; Sordariomycetes; Xylariales; Xylariaceae
Exons: 2
Coding region: 231-1166 (311 amino acids)
Biological process (GO): transcription initiation at RNA polymerase II promoter
Cellular component (GO): transcription factor TFIID complex
Molecular function (GO): protein heterodimerization activity
Source: RefSeq, a predicted model, not a curated record